UCCCUCCCGCUCCCUCCUCCCGCGCCCGCUCCCUCUCGCUCUAGAGGCUCCCCCAGCACUUCCCAGCCAGUGUGCUCAGCCUGCCUGCCGCCUCGGUGUGCAGCGUGUGCGUGCGUCUACUUCGUACUGGGAGAACACAGCCCAUGUGCUCUGCAUGGACGUUACUGAUACUCUGUUUAGCUUGAUUUUCGACAAGCAGGCAAGAUGUCCAGCACGCCCCACGACCCCUUCUAUUCUUCUCCUUUCGGCCCAUUUUAUAGGAGACAUACACCAUACAUGGUGCAGCCAGAGUACCGAAUCUAUGAGAUGAACAAGAGGCUGCAGUCUCGCACGGAGGAUAGUGACAACCUCUGGUGGGACGCGUUUGCCACUGAAUUUUUUGAAGAUGACGCCACAUUAACCCUUUCAUUUUGUUUGGAAGAUGGACCAAAGCGAUACACCAUCGGCAGGACCCUCAUCCCCCGUUACUUUAGCACUGUGUUUGAAGGAGGGGUGACCGACCUGUAUUACAUCCUCAAACACUCGAAAGAAUCCUACCACAACUCCUCCAUCACGGUGGACUGCGACCAGUGCGCCAUGGUCACCCAGCAUGGGAAGCCCAUGUUCACCAAGGUGUGUACAGAAGGCAGGCUGAUCUUGGAGUUCACCUUUGAUGAUCUCAUGAGAAUAAAAACAUGGCACUUUACCAUUAGACAAUACCGAGAGUUAGUCCCGAGAAGCAUUCUAGCCAUGCAUGCACAAGAUCCUCAGGUCCUGGAUCAGCUUUCCAAAAAUAUCACCAGGAUGGGUCUAACGAACUUCACCCUCAACUACCUCAGGUUGUGUGUAAUACUGGAGCCAAUGCAGGAGCUGAUGUCCAGACAUAAAACCUACAACCUCAGUCCCCGAGACUGCCUGAAGACCUGCUUGUUUCAGAAGUGGCAGCGGAUGGUGGCACCGCCAGCAGAACCCACAAGGCAACCGACAACCAAAAGGAGAAAAAGAAAAAAUUCCACCAGCAGCACUUCCAACAGCAGUGCUGGGAACAACGCCAACAGCACGGGCAGCAAGAAGAAGACCCCGGCUGCAAACCUGAGCCUGUCCAGUCAGGUACCUAUUGCUAGCAUUGCUCGUUCUCCGGUGUCAGGCUGCGCACUAAGGACAUAAACUCGCGUGGUUGUUACACGUCAGGAGGCGAUGUUUAUUUCCUGUAGAAAUCCAAUAUGCGUCUCGGCCCCGACAUUGAGACUUGGCCCCGUUGUGUCCUAGGUUCCCAGCUCCUCCCACUAUUAUUUUAAGCUGAGCUUCUCUCUCUCCCAAGGUUUCCCUGUAAUAAUGUCAGCUGCUAUUCACAGGAUGUGAUGGUGGUAGGAGAGCCAACUCUGAUGGGAGGUGAGUUUGGGGACGAGGACGAAAGGCUAAUCACUAGAUUAGAAAACACGCAGUUUGAUGCGGCCAACGGCAUGGACGACGAAGAGGACUUCAACAAUUCACCCGCCCUGGGGAACAACAGCCCAUGGAACAGUAAACCUCCCGCCACGCAAGAGACCAAAUCAGAAAACCCCCCGCCCCAGGCUUCCCAGUAAGAUGACCCACGGCUCCAGAUCCAUAGGCCUGGGGGGUGUCAUUCCAAACGCAGACCUUUACUUUCAGGAGAGGAAGGAGGAGAAAUAAAAAAAGAAAAGAAAAAAAAAACUUUUCCAUGCAAAUAUCUAUUUCUAAACCACUACAAUCUGGUUCUUCUUUCUUUCGCAUUUUUUUUUCUUUUUUAAUUGAGAGGAUCGUUCCAAAUAAAGCUUCCAUGACCCUUCCUUGGAGGGCUUCACGGGAAAUACAGAUACUGGCACUGAUGGUAAUUAAAAUGAGAGAAAACACUAGCGCAUCUCCUGGCACAGUCUUAUCAGCGUGUUUGUGUUGAAUUUCCUUUUCAUGCAUCCAGCGAAGGCCAUGCUGCCCAUGCGUGCUCAGUGCUCAGGAUCUCAUUAAUAUGCCGAACCUAACUACAGGUGACUUUUUAAUAUUGUAAAAUAUUUUCUGCUUUUUGACUUGCAUUUGAGAGUUUCUUGUUUCAGUAAAAAACGAAAAGAAAAAAAUCAGCUUUUGGAAAGUAAUUUAAAUGUACCCUUAUUUUUCUUUUCCUUCGCCUCUUUCUCCCAUUGAGCAACAGCCAAGAGGGUCCAGCCAGGAAACUUAUGGUCAAACUGAUGUCGAUUGGUUCUUGAGUCUGAGUUGGUUCGAUUUAGCCCAAGAGCUGAAACAAGAAAUGUCUUGUUAUCAUCAAAGACACCAGGCAGUUUUUUUUUUUUUUAUGUAAAGAAAGACAGUUGGACCCUGAAAAAAAAUGUAUGCGUUUGUAAAGUUGCUGUUGAUCCAAAUAUUUUCAAGCCAUGUAAUCCAUUAAUUUUGUGGGCAGUUUAAUAAAUCUAAAACUUUUUGUGUUUUUUUUUAAAUUGUAUCUGAGUUGACUGUUCUUCCUUUUCAUAGUAUAUUUCUUGUAUGAUAUUUUGUAAAGCCCUCACCUGGUUCUUUUAUGGGGACUUUUCAUUUUAGACUAUUCCAGUGUAUUUAUGUGAAACUUUAUAAGAGAACUAAUUUUUCCAUUUGCCUAUUAAUAUGUUCCUCCACACAUGUAAAGACACAGUGGCUCCGUGUGUUACAAAACAGCUGUAUUUUAUGUAUGCUUUACUGGUAAUGUGCCAAUAAUAAACUGUGUUAAUGACCUAA
Messenger RNA from Ictidomys tridecemlineatus (thirteen-lined ground squirrel), 2703 nucleotides. RefSeq names its product LIM domain binding 2 (gene Ldb2). Lineage: Eukaryota; Metazoa; Chordata; Mammalia; Rodentia; Sciuridae. The record is from RefSeq and is a predicted model, not a curated record.